Molecule: messenger RNA, 416 nt
Organism: Python bivittatus (Burmese python)
Lineage: Eukaryota; Metazoa; Chordata; Lepidosauria; Squamata; Pythonidae
Source: RefSeq, a predicted model, not a curated record
GACUUUGGGGACUGAUAAACAGUGCAGGUACUGCUAACCCAACAGCUUCCAACGAGUGGCUGACCAAGAAGGACUUUGUAUCAGUGCUGGAUGUCAACCUGCUUGGGUUAAUUGAUGUAACGCUUCACAUGCUGCCCUUUUUAAGGAAGGCCAAAGGGAGCGUCGUCAACAUGUCCAGUAUGCUGGGAAGACUGUCGUUCAUUGGAGGAGGUUAUCCUAUAUCCAAAUACGGCAUUGAAGCCUUUUCUAACAGUCUGAGGCAAGAGAUGCAGACUUUAGGGGUCCACGUCAGCGUGGUUGAAUCUGGUGCUUUUUCAACACCUAUCUAUGAUCCUCCGGAGGAAUCCUUGCAGAGAAUAUGGCACCAGCUGGCCCCAGACAUUCAAGAAACUAUGGGCGGAAGUUCUUGGAAAUGU